UGUAGUUAGCUGCGUGCGCCUCCCACUUCUCCGCUCCACGUCUUUUCUUUCUUCAUUCACCGGCUGGUCUGUCCGUCGUUUUAUCCAGCCGACCCGCUUGGCAGCCUAAAGCAGCCAUGGCAUACACUCUUCAAGGCGGUACAAAGAAGAAGGUUUGCUACUAUUAUGACGGUGACAUUGGUAACUAUUACUAUGGACAAGGACACCCUAUGAAACCUCACAGAAUCCGCAUGACUCAUAACCUGCUAUUAAACUAUGGACUUUACAGGAAAAUGGAAAUAUAUCGGCCACAUAAAGCCACAGCAGAGGAAAUGACAAAGUACCACAGUGAUGAUUACAUCAAGUUCCUACGGUCCAUACGCCCAGACAACAUGUCAGAGUUCAGCAAGCAAAUGCAAAGAUUUAACGUUGGUGAAGACUGUCCAGUGUUUGAUGGCUUAUUUGAGUUCUGUCAGUUGUCAACUGGAGGCUCGGCUGCUGGAUCAGUGAAGCUCAACAGGCAGCAGACUGAUAUCGCUGUGAACUGGGCUGGCGGGCUCCACCACGCCAAGAAGUCCGAGGCCUCCGGGUUCUGCUAUGUCAACGACAUCGUCCUCGCUAUCCUCGAGCUGCUCAAGUACCACCAGAGGGUGCUCUACAUCGAUAUUGACAUUCACCAUGGCGACGGCGUGGAGGAGGCGUUCUACACGACUGACCGUGUCAUGACCGUUUCCUUCCACAAGUACGGAGAGUACUUCCCUGGGACUGGAGACCUCAGAGAUAUCGGCGCCGGCAAAGGCAAGUACUACGCCGUCAACUUCCCCCUGAGGGACGGGAUUGAUGACGAGUCCUACGAGCAGAUAUUCAAGCCGGUGAUGUCCAAGGUGAUGGAGAUGUACCAGCCCAGCGCGGUGGUUCUGCAGUGUGGGGCCGACUCGCUGUCCGGAGACCGGCUAGGCUGCUUCAACCUCACCAUCCGAGGCCACGCCAAGUGCGUGGAGUACAUGAAGUCCUUCAACCUGCCGCUGCUGAUGCUGGGGGGAGGGGGCUACACCAUCCGAAACGUGGCCCGCUGCUGGACCUACGAGACGGCCGUGGCGCUGGACACCGACAUCCCCGACGAGCUGCCCUACAACGAUUACUUUGAGUACUUCGGGCCCGACUUCAAGCUGCACAUCAGUCCGUCCAACAUGACCAACCAGAACACGCAGGAGUACAUGGAUAAGAUCAAGCAGCGCCUGUUUGAGAACCUGCGCAUGCUCCCCCACGCCCCCGGGGUUCAGAUGCAGGCCAUUCCCGAGGACAGCAUUCCGGACGACACCAUGGAUGAGGACGUGGAGGACCCGGACAAGCGCAUGUCCAUCCGGGCCUCUGACAAGAGGAUAGCCUGCGAUGAAGAGUUCUCCGACUCGGAGGACGAGGGAGAGGGCGGAAGAAGGAACGUGGCCAAUCACAAGAAGAGCACGAAGAGGGCCAGAGUGGAGGAAGAGAAGAAGGAGACGGAGGAGAAGAAAACCGAGGUGAAAGAGGAAGAAAAAUCGAAGGAAAGCAGCUCAGAAAAGAUGGACACGAAAAGUGUGAAGGCAGAGCAGACGGGCAGUGCCUGAUGUUACCACAAGGGGGAGCACUUCUGGAUGUGGCAGGCCAGAGAGAGAGAGAGAGCGGCUUCUCAAGAAAUUGGACUUCCACACCUUAAGACAUAUUUAUUUUGAGUCUGUGAUGUAGAUGUGAUGUUUUUGUGGUGUAAGUUUAUUACACAAUUAGUUUUCCUCCCAGGUGUUUUGUAAUAGUGUCAGUUUUUUUGUCCCCAGAAAGUGUUUGCUGUUUCCUUUGGAUACCCUGUACGAAAACAUUUGUACUGCAAGGGAUUUUUGUUUUUUUACAUUUUAUAUCCAUUUAUAAUUAAAUGUUUAUUUUAGAAAAAAAUUAUGUAUGUUCCUUAGGACUAUGACAACCUACAAUGACUUCAUAUGUUUAAAAUGUGGUAUUUUGCAUUUACGUAUUAAAAUUGUUUUUAUACAAA
Messenger RNA from Anguilla rostrata (American eel), 2002 nucleotides. Its product is annotated as histone deacetylase 2. The transcript is spliced from 14 exons. Gene Ontology annotation, biological process: negative regulation of transcription by RNA polymerase II. Lineage: Eukaryota; Metazoa; Chordata; Actinopteri; Anguilliformes; Anguillidae. Gene Ontology annotation, cellular component: nucleus; NuRD complex. The record is from RefSeq and is a predicted model, not a curated record. Gene Ontology annotation, molecular function: histone deacetylase activity. Bases 117 to 1586 code for a protein of 489 amino acids.